AUGCGUUUCAUGGUAGUUUUGGUCAUUUUCUCAGUCAUCGCAUACUCUUCAUGUUAUGAAGACGCUGAAGCAGAUCCAUUAGAAGAAUUCGAUCCAGCAGAAAUCAGCGAAGAGGAACUUGAAGAAAUCACAUUUUUAGGUGACAAGCUGAGGAAGUGCGUUGAGAAAUAUUGCGCUUAUAGAUGCCGAAUGUUUAUGAAGCCUCCAUAUGCAGCAGUUUGUGAAAACAGCAAGUGCAGAUGCAGAAAGAUACAAAAGCAAUAA
Chironomus riparius is the source of this 264-nucleotide messenger RNA. NCBI's taxonomy places the organism in Eukaryota, Metazoa, Arthropoda, Insecta, Diptera, Chironomidae. The record is from the annotation of a GenBank genome assembly.